Molecule: messenger RNA, 5390 nt
Organism: Lagopus leucura (white-tailed ptarmigan)
Lineage: Eukaryota; Metazoa; Chordata; Aves; Galliformes; Phasianidae
Gene: SACK1B
Product: family with sequence similarity 83 member B
Exons: 5
Coding region: 235-3324 (1029 amino acids)
Biological process (GO): epidermal growth factor receptor signaling pathway
Cellular component (GO): membrane; cytoplasm
Source: RefSeq, a predicted model, not a curated record
CCUGACAUGUUGUAACUGGUUUCCACACCCACCGCGCCUGAGAGCGACGGGAAGUACCUGCGGGGAGCCCUGCGCCGUCCUGACUCGCCGCGGCCGCGAUCGCAGGAGCUGGGUCUCCCGCCGGGCCGGGAAGAGCCGGGAAGAGGCGAAGUCCCCCCGCGGGUCAGCGGCGCAGUAUAUUUCACCAACUCACAAAUGGAAGUAUAAGAGACUUUGUACAAAAUAUAUGUGAAAAUGGAGACCUCAUCUUUACUAUCAUCCCUACAUGAUGAAUGCAGAUCAGACAACUUUAUUGAGCCUCAUUACAAGGAAUGGUACCGAGUAGCUAUUGAUGCUCUAAUUGAAGGAGGUUUAGAAGCCUACAAAGAAUUUCUUUCGAAAGAGAGAUGUUCAGAGUUCCUUGCAGAUGAGGAAAUUGAUUAUAUUUUGAACAAUGUUCAUAAACUUCCCCAAAACACAGUUUAUUCCUCUAACAAUGCCAUUGAUGACACCUCUUCCUCGGGAACCUACUGGCCUAUUGAAUCAGAUGUGGAAGCUCCAAAUCUUGACUUAGGUUGGCCCUACCUGAUGCCUGGAAUUUCUGGUGGCACAAAUAUCGAUCUGCUUUUUCAUCCCCCACGAGCACAGCCUUACACCAUAAAGGAAACUAUUCGGAAGAUGAUAAGAGAUGCAAGAAAGGUCAUUGCCAUAGUUAUGGAUAUGUUUACAGAUGUGGAUAUCUUUAGAGAAAUUGUAGAGGCAUCUACUAGAGGGAUUGCAGUGUACCUCCUGCUUGAUGAGUCAAACUUUGGUCACUUUCUGAAAAUGACGGAGAAACAAGGCUGCCAAGUUCAAAGGCUCAGGAACAUGAGAGUACGGACAGUAAAAGGACAAGAUUACUAUUCUAAAACAGGAGCAAAAUUCCAUGGAAAAAUGGAACAAAAAUUUCUGCUGGUUGACUGUAAGAAAGUUAUAUAUGGUUCUUACAGCUUUAUGUGGUCUUUUGAAAAAACCAACCUCAGUAUGGUUCAAGUUAUAACAGGACAGCUGGUUGAAUCCUUUGAUGAAGAGUUCAGGACACUGUAUGCCCGUUCUUCUGUUCCUAGUUCAUUUGCCCCUGAAUUAGUGCGGGUAAACAGCCGCAGGACGCUCUGGGAUAAUGACACAUGCCAACACUCAGUGUCUUCCUUAGCUUCAGUUUCUAGCCAAAGAAACCUUUUUGGUAGACAAGACAAGAUUCACAAGUUAGAUCCUGUUUACUUGAAAACUCGUGGACGAUUUGCAGUAAAUGAAAUAGAUAAAUUUGGCUUGAGAAAUCAAACUUUUAAUAAACAACCAUUUCAUCCAGGUUUUAAUAUGCAAAAUCCAAUCCAGCAGUAUCAACCUAGUGAAAAAAAUGAGCACUGGAAGAGACAUAGUUAUGCUGGGGAGAAGCCAGAAAGGACACCUUACCUACUGCUCAACAGAGCUAUUAAUAGAGCCAAUAAUCCAUCAAAUACUUGGAAAAUGCCAUCUGAUAGCCUUAGUAUUGUAUCUUCAUUACGAGGAGGAUAUGCAAAUAAUUACAAUACACCCCAACAAAGUUUUGCUGAUCAAUUUUCACGACCAAAGGUAAAUCUUGCAGAAAGAAAUUCAAUUGUACGGAGGUCUUUUAAUGGGACAGAUAAUCAAAUCCGCCAUCUGCAGCAAAGGAUGCCAACACUCGAACACACAACAAAAUCAUUCCUACGUAACUGGCGAAUUAAGUCAUAUUUAAAUGACCAUUCUGAUUAUCCAGUAGAGUCUAAUGGAUCAGUCUUGGGUGACAGAUAUGAUGGCUAUGACACAACUGAAAAUAUUAAAGCUCAUGCUCUGUACUCCCACUCUCGCUUACGAUCGUCAUUAGUGUUCCAGCCAACUUUACCUGAACAACAGGAGGUAAGCAGCUGUGCAAGUUCUUCAAAUUCAACUAUAAUUGGGUCAGAAGGAAGUGAAACACCUAAAGGGACAUCUAAUCAUGCACCAAGUUUGGAAAAUGGAACAGGUAAUACUUCAGAAGAGCUUAGCGCAAAUGCCUCACCUAAAUCAGAGGCACCCAAAAACCACAAAAUUCAAAUGGCAGAAAGCAGAAAGCCUACUGUAAAUUCGAAUGCAGUAGGGGACCCAUCUGCCUAUAUAUACACAACGCUCUGUGCAGACAAGCAUGCAGAAAACAUGAAAAAUCUUCAAAAUGACAAUAUCCUUAAAAGAAGAAGCUUUCCCAUGUUUAAUUCAAAGUCUAUAUUGGACCCUCAUGCUGAUAAACACACAUCCAGUUAUGUUUACAGCACACUGACUAGGCAUAGGCUUAAGCAGCCAGUUAGUCCAAAAAUUCCAGAAGAUACACUAAAGAGCUCUAAAAGUUUGCAUAGUAUGGCCAACCAUUUACCACAGGAGGAAAAGGAUCUUAAAGAAGAGCUGAAGAGCCCAACUGCUACCAAGGCAAUCUCUAUGGCUGUUCUUGCUGAAGCUAUCAAAGAGGAAUCUGGUAAGGAUUGUACAUCAAAGAAGGAAAGUAAGAAUUCCCCAAAUUUUCUAAAGAAAGGAUCCCAAAAAUUGCGGUCACUUCUUAAUCUCACACCAGACAAGAAAGAAAUCUUGUCAAAAAACAAAAGUCCUGCUUUUUACAGAAUGUGUAGUAGUUCUGACACUUUGGUUUCUGAAGAAGAGAAUCAAAAACCAAAGGUAUCUGAAAAUAAGACAGAUUCUUCCCCAAGGAGAAAGAGAAACACAUCAAAUUCACAAGGUAGCUUGAACAGAAGUAAAGAAGAUGUCACUUCAAGCCCAUCAAAGUCUCCAAAGUCUCCAAAGUCUCCAAAGCCUCAAAAACCUCCAUCUGAUGAAAGCAAUAAAAAGUGUCCUGUCUUGUGCCCUCUUGAAACUAAGUUCAUAGAAACUGCAGGAGAUGCAUCUACCCCAAGAUUUAAUACGGAACAGAUUCAGUAUCAAGAUGUAAAGGAAAUUACCACAAAUGCUGCUCCUGAGAGUGCCCCUGUUUGUGCUCUACAAAGAGCAACUUCAGUGACACCGCAACUGGCAAGCUCAAAACAUCAAGAGGAUCUCAGAUCUCGUUCAAGUGAAAGACGUGUUUAUAGUCGCUUUGAGCCAUUCUAUAAGAUGGAAAAUGCUAGUCAACUUGCAGGAAAUACACUAAAUAGCAGUUCACAUCUCUCAGAUAUGAAAAGCAAGACCUUAGGGAAUAACUAUGGCAGAAGUAAUCACCUGGUCAGCUACAACUCAACUGCUUAUCAUCCAUUUCAGCCUAAUGAAAAUAAACUGAGAGGAUUCAUGCAGAAAUUUGGGAACUUUCUACACAAAAACAAGUAGAACUUCUGCUACUGUUGUUGAUAUACAGCAAGAAUAGCAAAGCUGUACAUUCCUAACUGGACAAGGCCGAUGAACUUUUUUGUGGUUUUCUAGUUUUGUAGAACUUAUUUAGGUUUCUUCAGAAUCGAGGACAAUUGAAUGAAUGUACAUAUUUUUACAUAAUUACCCUAGGAUUAUUAUACUUCAAUCAUUACUGAAAUUCUGUGUCCAGAAAACAUCUCAAGGGAGUUGUUUAUAGUGUUUAUAUUGUAAGAUUACUUUUAUACGUUUUCUUUGUGAAGAAAGUAUGUGUUAGCAUCUUGUAAGAUUGCCUGUGGGGGAAAAGAAAUAUGGAGAGUGUUUUUAAACUUCAAAUAAUACCAUUUCCAAAGAUAUUCCCUUUAAAAAUAGGAUAGCACUAGGAAUAGUGGCUUGCAUCUUUUCAGCAUUUAUGUACAUUUUCAAAUGAUAAACACAGAUGUUAAUGCAUUGCACGUUACUUAUCUUUAAACUCAUUUUUAAACCCUCUUAUAGAUUUCAUCUUGGUAAUAAUUUACCCCCUAGCAUCGUAUUGAGCUGUUUAGGCAGCAGAUGGAUCUUCAUUGAAUUUUCCGUUUAAUAUGAUGUUUUCUGAACUAUUUGGCACACAUCUUAAAGUGACCUUAAUCCAAGCUUUUACAGACUUGUUUACAUGGCUAAAGUAAUGUGAAUGUAGGAUGAAUGUUGAGAAAAAGAAAGUAACAAAAAAAGACCCCCAACAGUUUAUAAACAGGGUGCCUUCAAAAGAACUUACAACUGGUUUAAAUUUCAGUGAAUUAAGUACUUUUGUAUAACAUGCCAGUAUUCUGUAAUGUAUUCUAAAAAUAAUUUUUUUGUUAGAUUUUUCUGUUGUUUCCAUGAAAAAAAAGUGGAUUUCCAUUUCUCAGGUAAGUCUUAGAGUUUCAUAUGCAACAGUCUGUGUAAAGUGUUACCAGAUUAUGUACAACUCUGCCUUUAAUAACCUAUUUUUUGAUAGUAAGGUUGCAAGUGCUUAGACCAGGCAUGUGAGGGAGGUUGUAAACUCGACACUGCAAUACUUGAAUAUUCCAUGCCCUGUUGCUUUAUGUCAGGAGGAUUGUCAGAAGGCCAGGAACAAUUAGAUAUCUAAAAAUGAGACUGAUGAAAGCCACCACAUCAAGCAAUAUGACGCCUCUCCUAAAGUAUCAAUGAAGGGUGAUAGCAACAAUUGUUUAACAUUAGUGAACGUAUUCAGGCACCUAGUUGCAAUCUAAGGGGAUGUAUCUGUGUGUUCAUUCAGACUCUCAGUCUCUCAGUCAUAAGAACUUUCUUGAUAUUAAAUGCCCAUAGCAGAUCAGUGCAUACAGAAAAACACAGGGACAUGGCAUCUGCUUCUUCUGCGGCUCAUAGUCAAAGCAUCCACCUGGCUCAUGGCCCUCCUUGGUGGUGGCUUUUCUUUUAGGAGAGCACCUGUAACCAUUUAGCUGCAAGAUGCUCUGGGACAGGCUUGUUUCAUUUGAAUUCUGUAAAGCUCUUCCACCACACUUUACAUAAUUACAUAUUAAGAGGGCUGAAGACAAUAAAAUGGGCAUUUCUCUGAUUAUGGCAGUCAGCAUUUUGGAAAGGCAUAUUCACAUCCUUGCCUUGCUAGCACACCUGCCUCUUCUCAGUAUAUGUCUUAGGCAUGUUUUGAGAACAGCAACUGAGAACUAAGUUCUAGUGGGAUCAUGAAAGAUACUUUUUUAGGAAAAAAAUAUACCUUCAGCAGGCACUGGGCAACUCAGCAUUUUGGGGGAUUUAGGCAAUAUUGUAAAUAUUCAGCAACAGAAAUUUGGGUAACUUCAUUGCUGAAAGCUUACGUACCUUAUACAGGGUUUUCAUGUUUCAGGAGCAUGUUUUGGGAGACCGUUUCACUUUUAGACCUGAAAGGUCCUACAGCAUUCCAUGCUGGAGUCCCAUUGCGGAGGUUGUGGUUUGUCUUUUAAAAACAUCAAAAAGGCAUUUCAUGCCCCAGCUCAAUUGAGUUCAUUUGUCUGUGCUACCUAUGGUGCUGAGAGGAGAUUUUACAUGGAAAUCUCAUCACUAAGAAU